AAUUCUGGUCCACCUUCAGAAACAGGGAAGUUGUGGUCCAGGACUCCAGGGAUACUGAUGUCUGAUGCAAGCUUUUCUUAAAUAAGAGGGCGGUAAUGCUGUCCAGUAUCCCUCAACCUAAAAUCUAGCUAGGCUGCCUGUAGUGCAAUAACAGAUGGAUCGACGAAGAUUGGUGUUUUUUCCUUUGCCAUUGCAAGGCCACCAGACUCCAAUGCUUCAACUCGCAAGCAUCCUGUAUUCUAAAGGAUUCUCUAUAUCUAUCAUCCAUACCAACUUCAACUCUCCUAAUCCUGCUAAUUACCCCGAUUUUACCUUCCACUGCAUCCCUGAUAACUUGUCAGAAAGUGAAGCUUCUACUGAAGAUCUUACACUGCUUCUGCAUAACCUUAAUACGAACUGUGUGGCGACUUUCGAGGCUAUUCUAUCACAACUAAUGUCAAAAUUUGAUGUUGCUUGCUUAAUAACAGAUAUUAUAUGGUAUUUCACGCAAGCUGUUGCUGAUAGCUUUGACCUUCCAAGGAUUGUGUUGCGGACUAAUAAUCCAUCUUCUUUCAUGGCUUUCACUUACUUGCCGCUUUUUAGAGAAAAGGGUUACCUAUCUGCCCAAGGCACUCAGCUAGAAGAACCAGUACAGGAACUUCCACCUCUGAAAAAGAAAGAUAUUCCUAGGAUUUACACUCGAUUUCCGGAGCUAAAUGAUGAAGUAACACAUAAGUUGAUGGAAACAACCAAAGCUGCAAGAGGACUUGUGUUUAACUCUUUUGAAGAACUUGAGGGUUCUUCAUUCACAUUGGUUCGUCAACACUUUCAAAUACCAGUUUUUGCAAUAGGGCCAUUUCAGAAACAGGUUAAGGCUUCUUUUAGUAGCCUAUUGGUGGAGGACCGGAGUUGCAUUCCUUGGUUAAGUGCUCAACCACCAAAGUCUGUGUUAUAUGUUAGCUUUGGUAGCAUAGCUGCUAUUGAUGAGACUCAAUUUCAUGAAAUUGCAUGGGGGCUGGCUCAUAGCAAGCAGCCGUUUUUAUGGGUCAUUAGACCUGGAUUGGUCCGGGGAUUAAAUGGGCGAGCUCCAUUACCAAAUGGGUUCUUGGAGAUAGUCAUGGGCUGGAGCAGGAUAGUUGGGUGGGCCCCACAAGAAGAAGUGUUGGCACAUCCUGCUGUAGGUGGGUUUUGGACUCAUUGUGGAUGGAACUCGAUUUUGGAAAGCAUAUGCCAAGGAGUGCCUAUGAUCUGCCUGCCUUUCUUCGGUGAUCAGAUGAAUAAUGCAAGGUAUGUAACCGACGUUUGGAGGGUUGGAUUGCGGUUUGAGAAGGGGUUAAAACGAGAAGAUAUAGAGAAGGGAGUCAGAAGCCUAAUGGUGUUGAAAGAAGGCAAAGAAAUGACACAGAGGGUGGUAGUUUUACAAGAGAAAGCAAGUCUUUGCAUUGAGAAAGGUGGAUCAUCUUACCAAUCCUUGGAGAGUUUAGUUGCUCAUAUUUUGUCGUUUUGAAUGAGAUUGAUCAUUACUCAAGAGUCAAGAGCUUUAGUUACACUUUUUUUUCUUUUAAUUGAACAUUGAACAUCUUCUGAGCAAAUAUAGCAACUAGUCUUUGUAAUUGUAUUGAAAUACAGUAGUGCGGCAACUGUAAGUAAGUAGAAGACUGGAAGUCAUGCUCCUUACUCUCAGUCAAAAAUACAAAAGCAAAUUCCAGAUUAUUGGUAUAGCUGUCUAUAUUUGUCUAGUAUUCGUAGCCUAAUCUGUUAGGCAAAUAGGCUUUUCUGUUACACAACAUGUUUGAGUGUUACCUUGUCAAAAAAAAUAAAAAAAUGAAGAUGAUGGGCGGCAAUUUUCCAAAUAAAGGAAGUAACAACUCAUAUUUAUAGUGAAUAGCUAAACCACGUUCGGUAUUUACCAUGUAAUGCCCGUAUUUUAACAUGACUUUACAAACAUGUCCCCAUAUAAAAUGUACCCUAUUUCACUUUCACUUUCUUUAACCACUCUCUAACUAGUUACCCCACCAACCACCAAACAACCAUCACCUACGAACAACCACCACGUCAUAUUUUAAAAAGAAAAAAAAUUGUUUUACUCUUCACCAAUUAGCGCAAACGGUGAAUG
Molecule: messenger RNA, 2095 nt
Organism: Chenopodium quinoa (quinoa)
Lineage: Eukaryota; Viridiplantae; Streptophyta; Magnoliopsida; Caryophyllales; Amaranthaceae
Product: UDP-glycosyltransferase 76B1-like
Exons: 2
Coding region: 155-1486 (443 amino acids)
Molecular function (GO): UDP-glycosyltransferase activity
Source: RefSeq, a predicted model, not a curated record